This is a messenger RNA of Cannabis sativa, 1516 nucleotides long. RefSeq names its product secretory carrier-associated membrane protein 1. Gene Ontology annotation, biological process: protein transport. Gene Ontology annotation, cellular component: recycling endosome membrane; trans-Golgi network membrane. NCBI's taxonomy places the organism in Eukaryota, Viridiplantae, Streptophyta, Magnoliopsida, Rosales, Cannabaceae. Bases 301 to 1215 code for a protein of 304 amino acids. The record is from RefSeq and is a predicted model, not a curated record. The transcript is spliced from 13 exons.
AAUGAUUUAUUAAUAAUGCUAUAGUUAUCGUGGUCACGCGCCAACACUUUCCCCUUUAUUUCUCGUCAUAUUUUCUUCACACCAAAUAAAACUGUUAUUGCAAUUUGAAUCCCUUUCAUUUUCAUUUUCAUUUUCUUACACACACUUCUUUCUCUCUUUCAAUCUCUCUAUCUUCAAAUUACCAUAGCAACCAAAACCUGAAAGCUUUUCUCCAUCACCGGAAUUUUUCUUUUCUUCCUUAUCCAGAUCCCUCUUUUUUGCUUAUUCCUACUACAGGUUUAGAUCUGCUGGUUCGGUUCCAUGAGUCGCUACGAUUCUAACCCUUUUGAAGAAGAAGAGGUUAAUCCCUUCGCGGACCAUGGAGGUAGAGGGAAAGGAUCGGGGCAAUCGAAUUAUGGCGGGGGUGCUUUUUACAUGACAAAUCCUGGAAGUGUUCCCCCAGCAACCUCAAGGCUUUCACCCCUACCUCCUGAACCUUAUGAUCGUGGUGCAACUAUUGAUAUUCCUCUUGACAAUGCGAAGGAUAUAAAAGCAAAGGAGAAAGAACUCCAAGCUAAAGAAGCUGAAUUAAGAAAGAGAGAACAGGAACUGAAAAGGAAGGAAGAUGCUAUUCAACGAGCUGGUAUUGUUAUAGAGGAGAAAAAUUGGCCACCGUUUUUUCCUAUUUUCCAUCAUGACAUUGCAAAUGAAAUACCAAUUCAUCUCCAGAGGAUCCAAUAUGUUGCAUUUACAACGUUUUUGGGUUUGAUUGUGUGUCUUUUGUGGAAUAUCGUUGCUGUUACCACAGCCUGGAUCAAAGGAGAAGGUCCGACAAUAUGGUUUCUGGCUAUCAUAUACUUCAUUUCAGGGGUUCCCGGAGCAUAUGUUUUGUGGUAUCGCCCCCUUUAUCGUGCAAUGAGGACUGACAGUGCUUUGAAGUUUAGCUGGUUUUUCCUGUUCUAUUUGCUCCAUAUUGGCUUUUGCAUCUUUGCUGCAGUUGCUCCUCCUAUUAUUUUUAAGGGGAAAUCUCUGACAGGUAUUCUGCCUGCAAUAGACGUGUUAGGUGAUCAUGCUUUGGUUGGAAUUUUCUACUUCAUUGGAUUUGGACUGUUCUGUCUUGAAUCACUGCUUAACAUCUGGGUUAUUCAGCAAGUAUACAUGUACUUCCGAGGCAGUGGUAAGGCUGCGGAGAUGAAACGUGAGGCUGCUAGAUCAACUAUGAUGGCAGCACUAUAAUAAGGAAGCCUUCAUUUUGGAGAAGAUACUUAGGAGCAGGGCGAUUUUCCAACAUCCAAUUUCUUCAUUUUGCCAUUCCUUCAUUCGGUUUGUUUCGCAGCUUGUUUUCUAGCUAUACUUGAUGUGUUUUAUUAUGUUGAUUAGAGAGGCAUGUUCAAGGACCAGAUGAUUGAGAUGAGAUACUUGUUACAAACUUAGCUGUGCAGUCAGAGAUAGUUGCAUCUUUGAGUCCCAUCUUGGAAGUAUUGUUUUUUGUUUUACAUUUGUUUUUUUAUAUAUAAAAGUGAUUGUUUCUCCCUCC